Molecule: messenger RNA, 2633 nt
Organism: Xiphophorus hellerii (green swordtail)
Lineage: Eukaryota; Metazoa; Chordata; Actinopteri; Cyprinodontiformes; Poeciliidae
Gene: rassf11
Product: Ras association domain family member 11
Exons: 2
Coding region: 815-2242 (475 amino acids)
Biological process (GO): signal transduction
Source: RefSeq, a predicted model, not a curated record
AUAUUUCCAUAUGUUUCUUCCACCUACUUUAGUCUGUUCACCUGUUAUUUAGCAAGAGGGAGAGUUUAUGGGUGCAGUGAGUUGUUAUCUUCUGAAAAUUGUGGGUUCUAUUCCAGUUUCUUCCUGUCCAGUGUUGUUGUGCUCCAAGGCGAGGUACUAACCCCCAUCAGUCUGUGUACUGGUGUAUGAAUGAAGUGUGUGUGAAUGUGGCUCAAGUGUAAAGUACUCUCAGUGGUUGCUAUGACUAGAAAAGUCACAUAUAAAUUCAGUCCAUUUAUAUUCUGCAGUGUUUAAAACUUGUCCACAGAACUGAGAAAAAGACAGAGGUAAACCAGACAGAAGCUUCAGGUGAGCUCCAAAGCUUCCACUAAGACAGCAGUAGCGGUAACUAUUGUUUGCUGCAUUCAGUGUUCGUGUUUCCUUUUUUUUUUAGAUGCUAAUCAUGCAAGAUGGGUGGGAUCUUAAAGUGUCCCUAGUGGAAGCUGCCUUGAGGAAUUUUAAUGAGCUUUAAUUGCUCUGCUGUUCCAUUGGGCCACAACAUUCACAUCAAGACUGAGCAGGUCUGAGGAUCAUUUCUACAGCGGGACAACUAGGUAGGUGUCUAUGAUUCUCUUGGCAAAGCUGUAUUAACAAGAUGACUUGCUUUGGUAGAGAAAUAUUAACCCACUUUCAGGCCAGUCCCAAACAUGAUGGGCUGAUAAGUUACUGUAGCGCCAUUAAGGGUCAUUAAGCUGUCUCCACAACUUCCUCAAGAGAAACAAGGUUCUCUGUUUAGUCAGAGAGCAACUCUUUUACAGAUCAAGAACUGGGCAGAAUGGAAGUGAAGGUGUCUGUCAAAGGCAUCCCACGUGUUGUGUGUGGAGUUACAGAGGAGACAACGUGUCAAGACGUGGUGCUAGUGUUGGCUCAGUCCCUUGGGCAGCCAGGACGCUACACCUUGCGAGAGAAGUUCAAAGACUUUGAGCGGUGCAUGACUCCCGAUGAACGACUUCUGGAGACAUUGAAGAAGUACGGUGAGCAGGCCAAGGAGGUCCAGCUCAGUCUCCAACACAGCGGCCUCUCCGCUUGGGAUGAAAUGGGCAAAGUAAAAGUUGGCAGAUACCAGCCUUGUCCGCCACUGAGACGGAAAGACGUUGGGCCUAAAAUGCGGAGAGGGAGCGGCUCCCUAAGCUUGCACCGCCAAAGCUUGCCUCCAUUGACCUGUUUGAGAGAAGAGGCUGAGCAGAAGAAAGACACCCUGAAGACGCCUAGAAGAAAGUCUCUGACUCUCAUGGAGGAGGCCUGGGAAUGGCUGGAAAGUCUUGGCAAAGGAAAGGUCUACAGUACGUGUGACAAGCCAAGCAAGAAGAGGAUUGAUAAAAGGGGACAGGCCGCUUUGGAUUUGUCCCUUUUUGUCACAAAAGAACAUCAAGAUCAAAGCAGCAAAUGUACAGACAGAGGUCAGAAAAGUUCAAAAUCAGACUUUGACCAUCAAACAUCCUGCUGCAUCAGCAAUCAGACCAAGGAGAAAAGCAGGCGCUCAAAGAACACCCAAGAGGUAAAAUCUGACCUGAGCACCUCAAUCUGCGCAGUGGUAACCGAAGAUGAGAAAAAUCGCCUUAGAGACUCAAUCAUAUGUCAGCUGCUGUGCUUGCAGGAUUUACAAGUCCAGAUAACAAACACAGACAAACAGAUUUUGGACCUCGAGCAAAAGCAGAAAGCCAAAAGAGCUGAAGAAGAAGUCCAGGAGAGGCUUGUGGCUGAGGAGAUGGAAUACAUCAACUUUUGGGAGAAUGAACUGAAAGCUGAGGAGAGUUACGAGAAAGAUUUGCAGCGUCAGUUCCUCGAGAUGAGAGCCAAUGUUGCAGAUUGCAAAGCUAAACUGGAGGAGUACAGGCGCAAAAUGCAGGGCUUGGAUUUUUUUGGCAAUCUGAACGUUGCUCAAGAAGACCGGAGGGUUUUAAAAGCUCAUGAAAAAGUCGCAACCAAGAUGUCUGACAGCUCAAAAAAGGAAGAAAAUCUGGAAGGAUACGAGUCCAGUGUGGAAAGAAACAUCAACAGGAAGUUCCUGCCCAAAGAGCACAGCACCCCUCAUGCUCUAGUUCCUCCAAAUCAGAUAAGAGAGCGGCGGCCCACGGGACCCACCGAGCUGAGGGAGUGGUGGAAGCGCUGGUCAGAAGCUCAAAAAGCUCCACCCCAGGAUGAAAGGAAGGUGAUCCACCGCUCUGAGCUCACCAUUUACCUGAGGAGUACCAAGGUUUAGGACCAGCUCACAACAAUCCAAACUCCCGUUUGUGACAUCACCAUGAGAUCUCGAUCAGGACGUCUUCAAUGAACCAGAGCGAGAUUAUUCUGCUUUCACUGCUAUAAUACGGGUUCGUGUUUACGCUCUAAAAGCUUUAUUUUCACUGCCAUUCUUCAUGCACCUGGAACUUUGUGCAUCACCAAACACAUAACUGAUUCUCUAAUUUUACUUGUGUGUACUUUGUAUCCAAUACUUUCUGAACCUGUUGGAUUACGGAUUAAAAGGAAUGAAUUUUAAAAAGACUGCUUUCUUGAUAACACAAGUGUGGCAUUAAUAAGCCCCGGUUAAAGCUCAAAUGUCCAAAAAAUACAGCUGAUCACAAUUUAAACUACAUUCUCAUGUUCUCUUU